AAUUUACUUUUCUUCAUUUACUCCAAUUGAAUUGAUUUAAUUUUCUUCUAUAUUCUCAUUCACCUGACGGUUUCAUCUUCUGUCUUCAUCAACCUCUCUCUCUCUCUCUCCUUUACAUCAUUUUACUUUAAUUGUUUUGGAUGGUUAAUCAUUAAAUGAUCGAUUCUCAGAUGAUUGUUAUUCCAUCAACUGUUGUGUAUCUUUUUAAUUGUUACCAUUUAGUUAAUUUCCAAUGGCCUUUUCUUUAAGUUCACCUAAUCAUCACUCUAACCAACAACCGAUCUCAUUGGUUAAAAAUUCACCAAGAAAACGGUUACCAUCAUCAUCGCCUCUUUUGGCUUCCAUUAAUGACGCUUUUCAGGCUAAAUGUGCUAAAGAAUUAAACAAAUUACGUUCCAAUUGUCGAAAGACUUUACAACAAGAUUUAACAAGGUUAUUGGAUAAAGAGACUCUUGCUGAUACUUUCAUCGAAGGCGAUACCUUUAGGAAAUCUUGUCAUAGCUGCUUAUUGGCUUCUCGAGUUCCACUUUUCUAUUCACAUUUGGUUAAUUAUUUUGAUUACACUGUUACCAAACAUUCACGUAAAGGAUUCAAUUCCUAUCGACUUCCGUCAACAAUUGACUGUAAAGAGAUUACUGACUUUCUAUCUAAAGUUUAUUGCCAUGAAGAUAUUAGUCUAGAGGAGACAUUGAUUAUUGAUAAAUUACGAGAUCAUAUUACUAUUAAUAUGACAUCAGAAUCUGGUAUUGAUAAAAAGUCAAUCUCAUCAUCCGGUGGAGAUGAACUCAAUCCAAUUGGUAUCAACAAUAAUGACCUAGUUCGAGAUGAUAGUCUCGAUGAUAUUAAAGAAUCUGGUAAAGGGGAUAUCGACAAGGAUAGUCUUAAACCCUCGGAUAGUUUGGAGCUUGUUACUGAUUCCUUGAAUAAUAUUAGCCUUUCAUCGGAGGAUAAUAACAAAAAUGACCAUCAGAGUACCGAUUACGAGGAUAGUUUGGCCACUAGAACCAAGGAACGUGAAGAUGGAGGAUUAACUUCAAGUGGUUCGAGUCAAAUGGUUAGAAGUGGGACUUUUGAUCGACUCUCAUCAAUUCCCCUUGAAGAUUCAUCGCGAAAAGAUAUUCCUGAGGAGAAAUUAGUUUACAACAAUGAUGCCGAUCAAAUGUUUAAAUUGAUUGAAGAGAAACCGAUGUUGGUUAACAAUUUACGACAUAAAAUUGAUUCAUUCGAGUUAAAUUUAAAUUGCAUUCCUAAAGAUUGUUCAUCAACCAAAGAUUCCCUCGAAAAUGAGGAAGCGAUUGUAAAUGAUGUUGAUGUUAUCACCCCAUUGGCCGAAGCAGCGGAAAGUUUGACCACUCGAUCUCAGAGUAGUUCAUUGUUCCAAUUUUUCGUCGAUAUGGAUUCAAUGUCUGCUAGUUUACCGAAUUGUCAACCAAGUACCAAAGAAGAAAAGACAAAUAAUAUGACCUCUUCGGGCUUUAUGUUCAUCGAUUUAAACUCUGUUGGUACUGAUGGUGGUUCAGAACAAAAAUCUCGAACAAUUGAACGGGACAAAAACAAAACUAAAGUUAAUUCAAAAAAAGAUGAAGGUGAAAGGAGUAGUAAAAAUGAUUCCAUACUCUCGAUGAAAUUAUCAACCUCCAGGUCAACUCGAUGUAGGUCAAGUCAAAGCGAUGAUAAUAAUAAUAAUCAACAAUCGCUCGAAAAGAGUAAUCAACAAAUUGGUAGUCACCUGAUCUCAGGAAAAUCAAUGAAUUACCAUCGACAAGCGAGUUGCUCAUCUGGUUUAAGAGGUGGACCAUCGACGACUGAUCGUAACUUUUUACAAAUCAAAAAUCGAAACAAAAAUUUUAAUCGACAAUCAUCAUCACCGAUGAGCUCAAUGGACAGUGGAAUGUUAUCUUCCCUCAAUUCAGAAAAUCCCCAUGGAGAUGAAGAAGAUUGGUUAUUAAGUAUUAAAACGAAUCGAACUCGAACCAAUAAACCAUCAAGUUCUCUUUGGAUAUCGACCGGUGAAGGUCAACCGGAAAGUGAACAAUAUGAUGAUACAAGUUGCAAUAAACUGAAUUCCAUAGGAUCUAAACAAAAACAUCAACUAAUAACAUCGGCAAAUAGUUCAACGUUUAGUGAUAACAACAACAAUGAGAAUUCAAGUGUUGACAACAACGAUAAUAACGAAAUGUAUAAGCGUACAAUUAACGCGUGCUCCAAAUUGGGUGAAGAUUUGCUUCAAAUGUACAUGAACAAUAUUAACUCUGACAUUACCAUUAAAGUGGACAAUUCAAGCAGUAUUAAGGCUCAUAAAUGUAUCCUGAUCGCUCGAAGUCCAUACUUUGCGGCCAUGUUUUCCGGUGAAUGGCGCGACUCAAAGACAUCAACUAUUACCCUUCAAGGAUUUAGUUAUACCUCCGUUCACUUUGCUUUAUGUCACAUUUACAGUGGUGCCUUAAACAUUCCCGACGAUGAUAAUCUAAACCUCGCAGAGUUGGCCUUACUUUCCAACCUAUUGGCUCUUGAUACACUUCGAGAUGUUGUCAUCUAUGAAUUGGAAAAAACUUAUUGCCACUUUUUCCAUAAACCAUGUAACGAUUGUAUCGUAGGCAUAGUCGAUUGUCUAAUCGUUUCCUCCGAGUGUGGAUUCUCAACCCUCCAUCAAAAGUGUCUCACCUGGUCAGGUAAACAUUUUGGUCGCCUCUGGCCAACUCGUUCCUUUGCUUGUCUACCCAGUUCCAUAUUAAACUCGUGCUUCCAAAGUACGAUACACUCAAUGACACCUAAAUCGAUCAUCGAUGUAAUUUUAAAUGUUGACCGAUUAGCGAAAACAACACCAAAGGUCAAAUGGGCUGAACCAAUUUUCUCACUUAUCGGCCGUUUAAUUGAACAAUGUGUUAACUUUGUGGCCGGAAGUUACGAUCUAAUCGUGGCCAGUGAUUCUUUCAUCUCCUUGGGACGAGGUAACUCCUGGAAUAUUUCCGCUCUUGAGGAAACUUUUCUCGCCGCCAUGAACAACCUUACACCGGACACGGCCUGUAAAACGCUGGUCAAGUUAAAUAACAUCAUCUCAAUCGCAGAGAACGAGAAAGCCUUUGGUUAUGGUCCGUACGCUGAGCCCUAUGUUUCCCUUGUUCGUAAAAUGUAUCGGCACUGUGAACGUUCAUUGGUACAGAAUGUUAACCAGGCAGUUAUCGCUCCCAAUUGGUCACUUUUACCACUCGAAGUGCAACAGAAAAUCAAAGACUCGGCAAUAAUUGUCUUCGAAUUUGAUAAGCCACUUGCACCACGACCACAACUUUCCAGUUCUCAGCUUCAAUCGUUGCGAGCCAAAAAACGUUCAUCAAUGAUCACUGAACAAUCAUCGACUUCAUCGGUGACCAAAUCAUCAACAUCCUCCGCUAAUUAUAAGACUGGUGGUACUCAUAGAUCACGAUUACGAAGUGGUGGUGAAUCGCGCAGUCAAGCUUCAUUAAAACGCUCAUCAAGUGAUCACAUUUACGAUGAAGUUACACUCGAAUCGGGUGAUCUUAUCGAUGGAGCUGCUUCCCUACCAGUCACAACAAUUAAGAAUGACCAUCGUUCCCGUCAUGAUAAUCACCGUAAUCGCUCAUCAUCUGGUCGACAUUCACGAGAUGGUUUGAGCUCAUCAACUUCAAAUGAUAAUAAUAAUGAUUUAGUUGAUUCAUUAAAUUCAUCAAUAAACGAUGAACGUUAUUUAGAAACAGAAAAUCCUCGGAAAAUGAUUAACAAACAAUCAAACGUUAAUCGUCACACUAAAAGUCCACAAUCAACACCAUCUCGUCAAUCUAAUCAUCGUCCAUCCUCAUCUCGACCACGAACUUCAUCAUCUUCAUCAGUAUCACGAUCUCUGGCCUCGAGACCACCAUUUAAAUAAUAUUUUAAAUGUUCAACAAUUAAGACAAACAACUUUGAACAAAAACCUUAAAUUGCUACAAAUUAAUCAACAUUCACAUGAAACCAAGAAUCUCAGUUACAAUUAACAAUUAGGUAUUUAGUUUAUACCUAUUGAGAAAUUGAUGCUUUUCAAUUUUGUCAAAACAAAAUGCAAUUAACUUAAUCAUAAUUGACUUAACAAGUAAUUUAAUUAACCACGAGUUUACAACCAAUUAAGAAGCGUUCACCAAAAUAAAUCAAGUGCAAAUCAACCAAUGGACAUGAAAUCUAAUUGAAAAUCUUAAAGCAAUUAAAUGGCAGAUAAUCGGGAAAAAUGCAAUUAAGAAACUAAAUUUGAUGAUGAGCCAAUCAAAGGAAAAUUGUAUCAACAAUUAACAAAAAUAAAAAAGAAUCAAUAAUCAAGCCAUAUAAAUGGAAACGCAAUUGGAUUAAACAAUUAGAUCUCAAGGAAAAAUUAAUCAACUAUAAUAAUUUAUAUUCCCAAAUAUGCUAUUUAAUUAAUCAACAAUUUACUAAUUUAAAUACUUUCUCUCUUUUUCUCAAUUACAUUCUAGUCAAUCAACAAUUUAAGAAAAAUCAAAAUAUUUAAUUGCUAAUCUCAAAGUAGCAAUAAUCAAUUCCAUUCAUCUAAAUCUAUUUAAUUACUACUUAUUAAAUCCAAUAAUCUGCCCUUAAUAAUAAUCGUAAUUGAAACAAUUUUCCCGAAAAAAAUGUGAUUAUAAUCACAAUUAAAUUAUAAUCUAAUUGUAACUCGAAAAAACUAAAUUGAAAAAGGAAAACAUCAAAUAAACGAAUAUAAUUUAUUCUGUAAACAAUUACAGUUAAACUCUAGCCAAUUAAUUAAAAAGCUAAUCAACUAUUAGAAUCUCUUGGUAACAAUUAACUUUUCACAAAACAACAAUUAAAACCUAAAGAAACAGAUUGUAGCUCAUAGACGAACCCUAGAAGGUUACUCGUGAUUAGUUUGAUUUUCAGCGUUUUAAUUGUUGAUUUUCUUUGUUGAUUGAAGUGUUUCACAGUUACAGUUAAUUGUUAAUCGUAAUUAUGGACUCGAUUACUGAGGAAGUUCGUGCCAAAGCUAAUCAAUUGUUGGAAAGAAAAGGAGCUCGUGAUGAACUUCGGAAGCUUCUUCAUAAUCGGUUAAUCGAAACACAAUUUAGCGAGAAAAUCGUUGAGAUGUGUAAACAAUUCAUCAAAGGCAAAGACGUGGAGACAAUUACAAUCGACGAUUUGGUCAACGCCGUAGUACCAGAAGCUCGUAAAUUAGUACCUGAUUCAGUUCGCGAGGAAUUGCUUGAUGCCACGAAGAAAGUGAUCACCGACGACGAAGCGAUCACGGAACAACUCAACGGAACCUCCGAUUAAUUUGAUCUCUUUUUUAUCUACCAAUUGGACUUAAUUACGACGGAAAUUUAGUUGGAACCAACCUAAUCACUGCCUUUGUAAUGAGAAGAUUUUGAAAUCGAAAUUUGGUCCAAAUUUUAUCGAUUAUUGAACUUGAGGCCGAUGGAAACUAUUGAAUCAAUGGCUUACUUUCUAUGGAAAAUUUUGACAACAAUCAUUUAGAUUAAUCAGAAAAUUAAUUUACUAAUUAACUCGAGAACAAUUAAUUGAGUUCGAUGAUUGAAACUGUCGAAUCGUUAAUCAAGGUUAAAGUGUCACAAUCCAAUUAACUGAUUCUCAUUCUCAAUUAGUUUAAUUAUUGGAAAAAUAAUCAAUGUUAUUAAAUCAAAUUUUCCAAAGACUAAUAAUCCUUAAUUGUUACCCUGAUAAAUCAACAAAUGGCUCAGAUAAUUAACUUGAUUCCUUAAUUAAUUUGCAACUAGUUGACUAGUGACAUUUGAUUGAUUAUUUGAUUUAAUUGCUAUUGAAUUGAUAUUAUCAUAAUUUACUCUUGUUUGUUAUGAUUUACUUUCAACAAUCAAAUGGGAUUUGAAUAAUUUACAAAUUAAUUGAAUUUCGUGUUGAUUUAAUUCUUGAUGGGGGUUAAUUGUUAACAUGAUAAUCUGUUAACUGUUGGAAAAUAACUAAUGGCAAUUAGUUAAUAAACUUGUUUACCAAGAA
Panonychus citri (citrus red mite) is the source of this 5970-nucleotide messenger RNA. RefSeq lists its product as uncharacterized. The transcript has 2 exons. Bases 233 to 3886 code for a protein of 1217 amino acids. Lineage: Eukaryota; Metazoa; Arthropoda; Arachnida; Trombidiformes; Tetranychidae. The record is from RefSeq and is a predicted model, not a curated record. Gene Ontology annotation, molecular function: protein binding.